Molecule: messenger RNA, 1542 nt
Organism: Somion occarium
Lineage: Eukaryota; Fungi; Basidiomycota; Agaricomycetes; Polyporales; Cerrenaceae
Source: the annotation of a GenBank genome assembly
AGAUGCAGUAGAGUAGCAUCGUAUGGAGUAUGAGGAUGUGGCUCGAUCAGCUACACGUUGUAGGCCGCGACGAUGCAUUCAGGUUGAAUGUUCCAAGCGUCGACGAACCUUGUGGACGUGUUCAGCCUAGAAAUUAAUUGAUCUUGCUUUUUGGGAUCGAUCAUGCUGACUCAGCAGUCUUAACGUAGUUCAUGUAGCGGAAUAAAACUCGCAGUUGGCUCUCAUCCAUCGGGCUCUAUCUAAUUCACAUUCGUCUCUCAAUAGGUAGCUCUUCUGUCUACUAUGUUCAAACGCGUGGAGAAACGAAGAAGGAAACAGGCAAAGGAGGAAGAUCUGGGUCUAACGGGGGAGAUGAAGGAGGUGCUUGGCAUGCACGACACGGAUUCAGAGGAGAGUGAUUCAAGUGCAGAAGGUUCAUCUUCAGAGAGCGAGAGCGAGGGUGAGGAUAUCGUUUCUCAGCCAAUGCCGCAGAAUGCUGCUUCCGAAAGUGAUGAAAUGGACGAGGAGGGCACUGGUUCUGCAGAGGAGGAUGAAGAGAGCGAAGAGGAGGACGAGUCCUCACACGAAUCACCACCAAUAUCCGUGACGGAAGCAAUGAAAGACCCCGUCUAUAUCAUCUCUCUUGACCCGGAUGUCAGGGCAUGUGCGGUAUGUCAAGGGAAGUUGCUGAAGAACUCGACCAUGGCGGAAGUUCACAAGGCAUCCAAGGCCCAUUAUCGUCGAUUCUCGCGAUUCGUCGAGUUCGCUGGAACGGCGGACCCCGAUACCGAUCUGAGCGAAUUUUGGCAAAUGCUGAACGCGGCGAAUAAGCCAAAGGAACGGACGAAAGAGAGUUCAUUGUCAAAACGGGCUGCGAAACGGAAAGCCAAACUCGCCUCCAUCAAGGCGAAACGCGAGAAAGCCAAAGAAAUGAAGGCAAAGGGCCUGAAGUUCAAAGCGGAAAAGAAAGCGAAGAAGCUCGCUGCCACUCCUGCCGCCCCCGGUGCCUCUUCCGGUGACGGUACCAAGGCUGCAGAGUCAGAUCUGGCUCAGUCUACCGCCUCCUCGAAGCCACCGAAGAAGAAACGAAAGGUGGAGAAGAGCACAAUCAAGGGCGAUGAAUCGAUUCUCACUACGUCCGCGAAGCUGGAUUCGACAUCCAACGACGUCAAAUCGAACAAGCAUUCUGGGAAGAAAGGGAAACUGAGGGAGGCUCUAAAAGCUGACACUUCCGAACAGCCAAAGUCCUCUACAGCUCCAUCGAAAUCUAACAAAUCUCCCCGAAAGCCGAUAACGUCGACAGAAAAGACUGUGGACAAAUUCACCCCGGCUACCGCAUCAAAAGCGAAGACCAAUCAGAAGCAGAAGGCCGGUUCUGGACCAAAACCAAGUGCACCUGGACGAACGUAUAAGAAAGCUCCGACGAAGAAAGCGGCAGUGGCGGCUGCAGCAUCAUAGUCUUCAUUUCGUACUUAGUGACAGUGGUUUCAUCUAUUCAGCGUCAGAUCUUGAUUAUGCUUCCAGACGACUUAAAGUUUGUGUGCACGCAGGCGGGAAAGAAGU